CCGUGUGACUCGCGCUCGCGGCUUCCGGAUUAUCGCGGCUAGUUUAGCGGGCCCCGAGGAUUGGGACAGCAGUAGUGCACCGUGCCUUAAAUACAGUGACCAGUGUAUGCCUUGAACGCGACGCGACAAAAAGAAUGGACAUCCAGCUGCGAGACAUGAAUGCGCCGUGGCGAUGACAAGCCUGAUCUUGGAGAACGCCGACUUGAAUCGACUCUUUCCGAAAUGCCGGCCUAGGGGCGGUCCACCCCCGGCCCCGGGGGCCUCCACGCAGAGCAGCCAGCAGCCGCAUGACAGCCCCUGCCAGACGGAGGCCGCCGCUAUCACCACCACCGUCACCGCCGCGACCGCCGCAACAGCCGCAGCAGCCGCUGUCACCAUCGCCUCUACGAACACGUCGACGAGCGCCUCCGCGAUAUCGGACGACAUGAUCGACCUCGAGCGCGACACCUCCGACAGGACGGCGAGCGUGGUGCCCGGUUUCACGGUCGAGGGCCAACUCAGCCAACUGCCGCACGCCACGAAGCCGCUUUCGUCGAGCUCCUCCUCGGCAUCCGGACGCAGUGAGGACGCGCCACAAUACGGUAGCCUGCCGGGUAGUGAUCAUCAGGGACAAUCGCAGCAAGACGAUAGCGGACCCGAGGGAAGCCCUGUGUACAUUUUGACCUCGGCCAAGGGAGGCCCCAGCUAUAAGCUUCGGGAUUCGAGAAUUAUAGAAAUCGCUGGUGGCCGAGAGGUAUUCUCACAGAGCCGAGGGAAGGUGGCAGCUAGAAAGUCGCGAUUUCUGGCUGCGUCAAAUUCCAUAAAUAACGAGGAUAAUAUUCAAACUGAUAAUAAAUUGUCUGUUAAGAAGAAUAAUAAGUCUCCUAACUCGCAGACCAUAUGGGAGCUACGAAGUCGAUGCGGUGAAACCAGAAAGCAACGUGCAAAUCGAGAAGUGACGGAGACCGUGUUUGCCUCCGAGGUACAUUCGGUGCGACGUAACGCUACGAAAUCCAUUCUCGAUUACGACUCUCCUAAAAGCAACCGCAGCAAUCGCAUAAUUAAUUACGAUUCAAUCUUGAAUAGCAAUAAUGUAGAAUAUACCGUACCAAAAAGUAUUACCGAUCUGGACUAUGGCUUACCAAAGAGCUGCGUAGAUUAUCAAUCGAAUCACAACACCCCUGCGAGAAGUAUGGCUAUUGUCAGCGACGGUGAAGUUGUGGUAUUCGACGAUAUCGAUGACAAUUGGCAGGGGUUGCGACUGGAUUUGGCGUCGAGCAACACAAAUCAAGUUACGACGACGAAUCUAGACUUGGAGACAGACGAUUCGCAAAGAGGUCGUAUUGCACCGGAACCACCGAGUUCCAGUGUUGGAAGUACUCCUAGUCCUACGACGGCAUAUCAUCGCAAUACUUCAGAAUUUUUCAAAGUUGUUACACCAGCGAGUGAUUGCGAAGCAGAUUCUCCUUCUCCAGAACGUAAUCAUAAGGUUGCGAGAGUAAUUGGUGAAUUACCAAUCGCUCAGUAUUCUGGCAGCCCGAGACGUUAUGGAGUUCGUGAAAAUACACAACUUCCUAGCUUAUUAUCAUCACCUUCAAUGUAUAUGACACCGAGGCCUGGUUUCCCUCAAAGAGUAUUGCCAACAACACCAAAUCACAAUGAGAAGGAAGAUACUUCUGCAGAAAUCGUAGUAGACAAGACUGUGAUAGAAAAUAUUAGCACUGAAGAUCAGCCUAUACAUCCUUCAUCUCCAUCACCAAAGGUCGAAGAGGAAGAGGAAGAUUCUUUAAAGCCAUCGACUUUGCCUGCUGAUAAUAUAAGCAGUCUUGUCUCACCGGGAGGUAGCACCUUCGACUAUUUAUAUGAAUUUUCAGAGACACGGAAAGUGUUAGAAGAAUUCUUCAAAUGUCCAGCGCCGACGAAAGAAAAGGAAAACAAUAUAGAAUCCUUUCCUUUCCAGGAUCUUGAUUAUGAAUUAAGAAGGCAAGGUGGAAGUGCAUAUGUUGGUCAACGAUUAGCCAGUGGUCCACCCGCAACAGAAGAGGUUAUGGUACAUGAGUCUCCUAAAAAGCAACGGGCAGAAUUUCCGCAAAAUACAGGUGAACAUGAAAACAACUUUUUGGACCUCUCAGUAGGUACUGGCAGCAGUGAAGAUCUUGGAGAAACUGAGGUUGGCUUGCAAGUGGGACACUCGCGUAAUUUUACACUAAGCCCCGAGACAACCGACUGUGACAGUAAUUGCGGCGACUUGGACAGCGAGGUAUCCCUCAUGAUGAUGGAUAAUGAAUUGAUGCCAGCAAGUGGCCUUCUCGGAUCGGUCGGCGAUUUGGGGAAUAAUUCGGAUUCCCUGAGAAUAUACACUAGUAUGCCGGUAUUAGAAGACGGACUGUCUAGUGGACACGCGAGUGAUACUGACAACAAUAAUCCUACUGUGAUGCUCAUGAAACGGCAAAUAAACGAGAUAGAGAAAGAGAUCAUACAGAGAACUCGUAACGACAUGUUAGGUACGAAUGAGAAUGACUCUGGAAAAGACGUUAGUCUAAAUGUAACAAAGGAUAUUUUACACACGUUGAAGACUACAUCUCCUGAUCUAUUUGUCGCGAAGAAGGAAAAUUCGUACGACACGAACGAGCUCCAACUCGAUGGAUUGGAUCCACUGGGUACGCCGCCGCCUCCGGCACCUCAAGGACGACAAAGUGUAUCCUUAGAAGUAAAUUGUGGAGAGGUGGAGGCAGCCAUCAAAGAUAUUAGAAUGGCUCUACAAAGGACUAAAGCUCUACCUGUAAAAUCACCAUCGGAAGAACCGCCGGAACCAAGCGUUAGUCCGAUAUGGAUACCAAGUAUAAUGGAUGGCAGGCGGAGAGUCUGUAUGGAAAGCAAUAGCGAAGAAUCUGAUGCGCGUCGUAUAGGUGACGAAGCUGAUAUGGAAAUUGAGGAAUGUCCAGACGAAGAGGAAGCGGAUACCGAUCUUGAAACAGAUCGAUUGCUCGGACAACAAAGAACGGACGAUCAAGGAUUUUACGACGAUAAGGGGUGGAGGAAGCCUAAGACUAGGACUAUGUUACCACCAAUGAAUGCGAAAGUCGCUACUCCAAAACAAACCCCUCCUAAAUCUUUGAGUGUCGCCCCGAUAGAAACGCUAGCGCCUUCCGAGCCCAUACCCUCGACGUCUGCCUCGAUCUCCCCUCCUCUUGUAGUGUCUGUUAUACAAUCGUCGUCUUCUAACGAGUGCGAAGUAGCCACUCCCGCGCAACCUACAUCGAGUCCGCAGAAGACCCCAGUCAAAAACUCCCCCUCAUCCCCUCAGAGCCUCAAGGAAUCCAACAACAAGGUGAAAAAGGAUAAGGAGGGAAAGAAAAAGAGCAGAAACAAAGAAGACUUGUUGGAUGAUCCAUCAGUGUUGAUCGAAGGUGUCCUGUUCCGCGCGAGGUACUUAGGAUCCACGCAAUUAGUAUGCGAAGGUCAACCGACGAAGUCGACCCGCAUGUGUCAAGCAGAGGAAGCAGUUUCCAGAAUAAAGGCGCUGGCACCGGAUGGUGAUUCUCAGCCAAGCACGGAGGUAGAUCUGUUUAUCUCAACGGAGAAGAUCAUGGUUCUUAACACUGAUCUGAAGGAGAUCAUGAUGGAUCAUGCGUUACGUACGAUUUCAUACAUAGCGGAUAUCGGUGAUCUGGUAGUGCUAAUGGCACGGCGACGUUUCGUGCCGCACGAAAUGGAAGAAGUACCAAAAAUCAAUCGAACUCCAAAGAUGAUAUGUCACGUUUUUGAAAGUGAGGAGGCUCAAUUUAUAGCACAAAGUAUUGGACAAGCAUUCCAAGUAGCUUACAUGGAGUUCCUAAAAGCAAAUGGGAUAGAGGAUCAUAGCUUUGUUAAGGAAAUGGAUUAUCAAGAGGUGCUCAAUUCGCAGGAGAUAUUCGGCGACGAGCUGCAGAUGUUCGCAAAGAAGGAGAUGCAGAAAGAGGUAGUGGUACCGAAAGCAAAGGGAGAGAUCCUCGGUGUUGUGAUCGUUGAGUCCGGAUGGGGCUCGAUGCUGCCAACCGUAGUCAUAGCAAAUUUGGCACCGGCCGGUGCCGCCGCACGUUGCGGUCAACUUAACAUCGGCGAUCAGAUAAUAGCAAUUAACGGCGUAUCGUUAGUCGGCUUGCCUUUGUCCACGUGUCAGACUUACAUAAAAAAUUCAAAGAAUCAAACGGUCGUCAAGCUAACUGUCGUGCCGUGUGCACCUGUAGUCGAAGUGAAAAUCAAGAGACCCGACACGAAAUAUCAGUUAGGAUUUAGUGUACAGAACGGAGUGAUAUGUAGUCUAUUGAGAGGUGGUAUCGCCGAGCGGGGCGGAGUACGAGUGGGCCAUAGGAUAAUUGAAAUCAAUAAUCAGAGUGUUGUUGCUGUACCGCACGAAAAGAUUGUUAAUCUUCUGGCUACGUCAGUGGGAGAGAUUUUGAUGAAAACGAUGCCCACGUCGAUGUUUAGGCUGUUGACCGGCCAGGAGUCUCCGGUGUACAUAUAAAAAGCGUUCAGUUGCCUGGCUGAUGCGUAGUGAACAGACAAUACAUCCACCAUCCACUACCAUACUAUCCGCUACCUUUAUUGUACAGGUUAUUCUAUGCAAAUCGCUUUGUGUUUUCGAUUCUUAUGGAACGAUUCGAUACAUUCACCAGCUCCUGCUUAGUAAACGAGACCUACAUAGGUACGUCGCAGAAACGUUACUAAAUAUCUACUCAAGCAUAAUUUAUAUGAUUAUCAAUUAUUGUAAGAGAUAUACGUAUAGUACUUAUCAAUGAGAUUCUCUAUAACACGUAUGUUCCCUGAAAUCUUGCGAGCUAUUGUUUCAAUAACGGUCAGUGCAUUACGUCAAUGCUAUUGAUUUAUCGUCUAGCGAAACGAUAGAGGAAAAAAAUAUUGAUUUUCAGUACACAACAAGUGGAUGUUAUAGAGAAUCGCAUUAUUCGCGCCAAGAAAGAUAGGUGAUGCAAAUGAGGCAGUUGCACAUGAUUAUAAAUAGCACAAAGCUCUUUACCAACAGCUGGAGCAGGGCUGGAACUGUAUAUUACGUAGUUUAAUGACGUAGUAAUAUUUAUAAAAAGGAUCUCCCUCUAUCUCUCAUGGAGACACUUUAAGCUAAAGCGUUUAUUUAAUCUUUUUUAUCUUUAAGGCCGGCGAAUACUUGCGGCGCGAUGCCCGAGUAUAUUAAUUUGUACUAAAAUUAUUAUCUACCGUAGUAACUUCGGACGCGUAAAUCUCGUGAUAAAUAACGCCAUAGUAAUUAUAUAGAAGAGCACAGUAACGUAUUUUAUACGUAUUCUAUACGUAUUCUAUACGAGAGGAAUUUUUUAAACGAGUAAAUUAUAAUACGUUUUGCAAUACAUUUAGCUGAUUUUCGGUAAAAGAUAUAAUAAAUUGCGUAUCAUUGAAUACAUGUUAUUGGACAAAAAUGUUGAUUCAACAUCAUGUAUGUUUACAUAUCGCUUUAUCGAUGCCUAUAUUCUGUGGUAUAAUACUCAUUUGUAUCAAAGAUGAAAUUGUAAUGCAGCACGUUUACAGCGCGAUAUUAUUGUUCAGAGGGACGUUUAAAAAUCCUUCACAUUAUGCUUCAUAAACGACUAUCUAAAU
Messenger RNA from Trachymyrmex cornetzi, 5589 nucleotides. RefSeq lists its product as uncharacterized. Gene Ontology annotation, molecular function: protein binding. The record is from RefSeq and is a predicted model, not a curated record. Bases 173 to 4486 code for a protein of 1437 amino acids. The transcript is spliced from 17 exons. Gene Ontology annotation, biological process: chemical synaptic transmission. NCBI's taxonomy places the organism in Eukaryota, Metazoa, Arthropoda, Insecta, Hymenoptera, Formicidae. Gene Ontology annotation, cellular component: dendritic spine; plasma membrane; cytoplasm.